Poecilia latipinna (sailfin molly) is the source of this 2271-nucleotide messenger RNA. It is a transcript of the gene btbd3b, whose product is annotated as BTB (POZ) domain containing 3b. The transcript is spliced from 4 exons. The coding region runs from base 685 to 2265 and encodes 526 amino acids. Gene Ontology annotation, biological process: cerebral cortex development; neurogenesis; dendrite morphogenesis. Gene Ontology annotation, cellular component: cytosol. The record is from RefSeq and is a predicted model, not a curated record. Gene Ontology annotation, molecular function: protein binding. NCBI's taxonomy places the organism in Eukaryota, Metazoa, Chordata, Actinopteri, Cyprinodontiformes, Poeciliidae.
GGGCUCUCAAUCUCUUCUGCGCUCUCCCAUUCAACCCCUGUAGUCAGCAGAACGAGAGGCUGAGCGGAGCAGCGCAGCAUUCACAGCUCCUGCAUCCUGCAGAUGAGUCUGCUCCGAGGAAGAGAAGGGGAGAAAAAAAACGAUCCUGCCACACAGAGAAAAAGAGUCACAGAUGAACAGAGGCAGAGAGGGGAUGAAAAGCACAGAGGGAGAAAGAGGGCAAAAUGACAGGACCUGAGUAAAAGGUGCUGCCUGAGGACAACUGCAGCGAUACUAAAUCUGGAGCUGUCAGGACAACCCUCAGUGAGCCAGCGAGUGAGAACGGCAAGGAGAGGAGGAGAGAAGAAGUGGAUUUGAAGAGCUGAUCUUAUCACUCUGGACAAGCAAAGAUGGGAACCCUGAAAGGCUCUCCAUCACCAGAUCAAACUUCACAUCAGAGAAAAGCCUUCAGAUCGCCGGUUUGAAGCUUCUUCUUCAGGGAAGUGAGAAAACAGAGAAGAGACAUAUCCUAGUAGUUCCAAAAGCUGGUGGAGCAGACCUCACGCAGGACUCUUGCUGCCGAACUGCUCAGAGCGGCUCAAAUCUCUCCUGUCCUCAUCCCCCUCAGCCCUCCAUCACACCUGGCUACUCCUGCCGGAUGUCUUCUCUGCAUGCUCUCCCACUGCUCAGCAGUUGAACACACUCAUGGUCGAUGCCAAGGGAAGGAACAUGAAAUGUCUGACUUUCUUCUUAAUGCUUCCUGACUCGGUGAAAAGCAAGUCAAGCAAAAGCUCCAAAAAAGGGAAUGCCAGUGGCAGCUCCAAGCUGCCCCCAGUCUGUUAUGAGAUAAUCACCCUGAGGAGCAAGAAGAAGAAGAAGAUGUCUGCGGAAAUUUUUCCCACCAAGAAGCCGGCAUCCACCACCACCACCACCACCAGCAGCAGCAGCACCACGGUGCAGGAGUACCAGCAGCAGAACCUCAACAACAACAACACGAUACAGAACUGCAACUGGCAGGGACUCUACUCAACUAUAAGAGAAAGAAAUUCAGUGAUGUUCAACAAUGAGCUGAUGGCAGAUGUUCAUUUUGUCGUGGGUCAGCCUGGAAGGACCCAGCGGCUGCCGGGCCACAGAUACGUACUGGCUGUAGGCAGUUCAGUGUUUCACGCCAUGUUUUAUGGUGAACUUGCGGAGAACAAAGAUGAAAUUCACAUACCAGAUGUGGAACCAGCAGCAUUUCUGGCCAUGCUAAAGUAUAUAUACUGUGAUGAAAUUGACUUGACUGCCGACACCGUGCUGGCCACUCUCUAUGCUGCCAAAAAGUACAUUGUCCCUCACCUGGCACGUGCCUGCGUCAACUUCCUAGAGACAAGUCUGAGCGCCAAGAACGCCUGCGUGCUGCUCUCCCAGAGCUGCCUGUUCGAGGAGCCAGAGUUGACACAGCGCUGCUGGGAGGUGAUUGAUGCCCAGGCUGAGUUGGCUUUACGUUCAGAGGGUUUCUGUGACAUUGACUCCCAGACCCUGGAGAGCAUCCUACAGCGAGAGACGCUCAAUGCUAAAGAGAUAGUGGUCUUCGAGGCUGCACUUAGCUGGGCUGAGGCCGAGUGUCAGAGACAGGAGCUCACAUCUUCUACUGACAACAAGCGUAAGGUCCUGGGAAAGGCCAUGUACCUCAUACGUAUCCCUACAAUGGCUCUGGAUGACUUUGCCAAUGGAGCGGCCCAGUCUGGCGUGUUGACGCUUAAUGAGACCAAUGACAUCUUCUUGUGGUACACGGCAGCCAAGAAGCCCGAGCUUAAGUUUGCAAGUCAACAGAGGAAGGGCCUGACUCCGCAGCGCUGCCACAGAUUUCAGUCCUGUGCCUAUCGAAGCAAUCAGUGGCGCUACCGCGGCCGCUGUGACAGCAUACAGUUCGCUGUAGAUAAAAGAGUUUUUAUCGCCGGGUUUGGCUUGUACGGAUCUAGCUGUGGCUCAGCAGAGUACAGCGCCAAGAUAGAGCUGAAGCGUCAAGGUGUGCUGCUGGGGCAAAACCUCAAUAAAUACUUCUCUGACGGGUCCAGCAACACCUUUCCAGUAUGGUUCGAGUAUCCGGUCCAAAUUGAGCCAGAUACUUUCUACACUGCCAGUGUUGUUCUGGACGGAAAUGAGUUGAGCUACUUCGGACAGGAAGGGAUGACAGAGGUACAGUGUGGUAAAGUGACAUUCCAGUUCCAGUGCUCCUCAGACAGCACCAACGGCACCGGGGUGCAGGGAGGGCAGAUUCCUGAACUUAUCUUCUAUGCUUGACAACAC